This is a messenger RNA of Diorhabda sublineata, 1197 nucleotides long. Its product is annotated as putative transporter svop-1. The record is from RefSeq and is a predicted model, not a curated record. Gene Ontology annotation, molecular function: transmembrane transporter activity. Bases 1 to 1197 code for a protein of 398 amino acids. Gene Ontology annotation, cellular component: membrane. Lineage: Eukaryota; Metazoa; Arthropoda; Insecta; Coleoptera; Chrysomelidae. Gene Ontology annotation, biological process: transmembrane transport. The transcript is spliced from 2 exons.
AUGUCAGGAGAAUUUUACUUACAUUUUGAAGACGUUUUACCAAAAACUGGAUGGGGUUUAUACUACAAAUUCAUGAUUGGAAUGGCUUGUGCUUCGUGUUUUGCCAAUGCAUCUGCAUUUCUUUGUAUACCAAUAGCAAUUCCUCUGUCAUCUUGUGAAACGGAAAUCACUCCAAAUAUUUUAUACGCAGUUUUCAUCAGUUUUACAAUUGGAAGGAGUUUUGGUGGAAUUGUCGAUUGUUUUUGUGAUAUAUUUGGAAGAAAGAGACUUUUAACCCAGAGUUUAGUAGUGAAUUUUGUGACUACUUUCAUGGCAGCAUUCGCUUACAACAGUUAUAUGAUUAUUUUUGCAGUUUUCUUUUUAGGAAGCUCAUUGGAACACCAAAGAACAGUGGUAAAAAUUCAUCUAGCAGAAAUAUUACCAACGAAAAAGCGCGGACGUUAUUUAGCUUUAUGUGACUUAUUUUGGAUGUUGGGAUUUCUACAAGCUUCAGUUGUAGCAUAUUAUUUCGCUAGUCCAAGUUACGUGGAACAUAGAGUAAUUGACAUGCGGGUUACAACAUGGAGAAUGAUGUUUGCUAUAUCUGGAGGAAUCAAUUUGAUAUUGGCUUGUGCAACAGCUUUACUAGAAGAGAGUCCAAGGUUCUUUUUGCACGCUAAAAAGGAUUACCUAGCUGUGUUAACAUUGAAACAAUUUUACGCUAUCAACAAAUCUAGUUAUGGUAACUCUUUUGAUAUAAAAGAAGAUGACAUUAUGAACACCGUUCUUGACUAUGGUCUACUUUACCAAUCGGAUAAUACAGGAUGUCUCAGAAUAACGUUCGAUAUAAUGAGUAUGGUAGGAAAAGGCAUGAAAUUAUUAUUUUCAAGACCAUUUUUAACAGUGACGUUACCCCUAAUAGCUCUUCAAACUUCCCUUUCCAUUUUGAAUAUAGUGAGUAUGAAUAUUUUAAUGGCAAAAUUAGUAACAAGUGAAAAUUUGAGUAGUGGUCUCGAUGUUGUUUAUUUACAUCCAUAUGAAAAUAAUACAAUGUGUCCACGUAUAGGCGAGAAUAAGCUUUUCUAUAACUUUCUCAUGAUAUCUACUAACGUAAUAAUUGGAGAAAUUUCCGCGAUAUGGAUUUUAGAUCGCGUCGGUCGGAAAAUCCCUUUAUAUAUAGAAUGUCUCCUUAUGCCGAAAGGUUUCCUUAGCAUGUAG